Danio aesculapii is the source of this 1299-nucleotide messenger RNA. It is a transcript of the gene zte38, whose product is annotated as zebrafish testis-expressed 38. The transcript has 12 exons. Lineage: Eukaryota; Metazoa; Chordata; Actinopteri; Cypriniformes; Danionidae. The coding region runs from base 155 to 1060 and encodes 301 amino acids. The record is from RefSeq and is a predicted model, not a curated record.
CAAUAAACGAUAAUAUUUGUCAAAAAACACUUUACCCUGUGUAAAUAUCGAUGUAUUUAUUUAAUUAAAAGUUUGUUGGUUUAUUUAGUAUUGCCAUAACAGUCUUGAGGGGUCGUUUUAGUGUGAGGAGGCUAACGGUAAAGUUAGCUUAAGAAUGACAACCUUACAGAAGAAACUGACUAAGGACAAACAGGUGCUCGCUGAGGCUCUGGACACCGAGGCUCAGUCGUUGGUGUUUCUCAAACGCAUGGUGGUUAUUGCUGUAUCCUCCAUCACGUACCUGCGUGGGAUAUUUCCAGAGAACUCCUACAGAUCCAGAUACCUGGAGGAUUUGUGUAUCAAAGUCCUCAAACAAGACUGUUCCUCUCCUGGAGCCCACAAACUCAUCAAAUGGCUGAUGGGAUGUUUUGAUGCUUUGGAGAAGAGAUAUCUUCAGAUGCUGGUAAUUGGGGUGCACACAAGCCCAGAUGACAGUAAUCACGUCAUCGAGUCCUAUCAGUUUAAGUUCAGAUACUCAGAGCAUGGACCACAGAUGGACAUCCUGAGUAAUGUGAAUGGGGACAUCAGAGUGACCUUGGAGGACACAAAGAAAGCUUCAACGCUCCUGAUCAGGAAGCUGUUUCUCCUCAUGCAGAAUCUAGAGGCUCUUCCCACUGCCGUUCACCUCACGAUGAAACUCUACUACAACGAUGAUGUCACACCUCCUGAAUAUGAGCCACCAGGAUUUAAAGCAGGGGUGAAUGACAGCCUGUGGUUUGAGGGAACAGCGGUGCACUUCAGAGUGGGUGAUCUGCAGUCUCACUAUCACACCAUGAAGCUGCGCGUGACUGCGGCUCAGAGUCGCCUUGGGAAGCUGCAGGACGAUGGCCAGUUGAGUGAGAUGGAGACGCCCUCGCUGCGCCACAUCAGACCUGCAGAAAUGAUGACGAGAGACUGUGAGCAGGACCUGCCGUCUGAAGAUGAAUCUGUUGCACAGUUUAAACAGCCCAAAAAGUCUAUCGCAAAGAGGAAAUGUGUAAGAAGCAAUCCUGGAAGGAGGAAAAAGAAGAAAUGCUUUUAAAAAAAAACUUGCAAGUUCACAUCAAGCAAAUAUGUCUUUGAAAGCGUUUUUGCUAAUAUAUUUAAAACAUAUUUACGCUUGGCAUAUAAGCUUUUUACCAGGUAAAAGUUCUAAGUUCUAGAGAAUUCCUCCUGCUCAUAUUUGGAGAACUGAAAAGCACUGAGGUGAUUUCUUGUUAGGAGUUAAUGAGGAAGAUAUUUAUUUUACUGAAUGUACAAAAUGAAAUACAUGACACAUCA